Maniola jurtina (meadow brown) is the source of this 5794-nucleotide messenger RNA. RefSeq names its product transcriptional enhancer factor TEF-1 (gene scalloped). NCBI's taxonomy places the organism in Eukaryota, Metazoa, Arthropoda, Insecta, Lepidoptera, Nymphalidae. Gene Ontology annotation, molecular function: RNA polymerase II cis-regulatory region sequence-specific DNA binding; DNA-binding transcription factor activity, RNA polymerase II-specific. Gene Ontology annotation, biological process: regulation of transcription by RNA polymerase II; embryonic organ development; hippo signaling. The record is from RefSeq and is a predicted model, not a curated record. The transcript is spliced from 12 exons. The coding region runs from base 419 to 1759 and encodes 446 amino acids. Gene Ontology annotation, cellular component: transcription regulator complex.
CAUUUCGCGAUGUAAACAUUAUCUAGUUUUAGGUUUUGGACGUUUAUGAAAGCUAGUAGGACAUGAAGUGUGCUCAAGGUGUUUUUGUGUUGUUAAAUUGCUUCAGUGUGCUUGCUGAGAUGGCGCAAUUUUCGAAAGACGCGGUAUGGUAUGGUUCGCCCGUGAUACACUUCAGUCGCGCUGGUGGCUGUUUGCGAUUUGACGUAUUCCGCGCGCGGGGAUGACACUUGUCAGCUUAAUUUAUGAAAUGUCAAACAUUUUACGUGUAAUGCGCGAGUGAACUGUGAACGGUAAACAAAUUAACAGUGAUAUUGAUGCAGUGAUUUUUUUAAAAGGGUGACAUGGACUGUUAUUACUCUAAGUUUUAUCCAAGGCGUAAGUGACAAAUGGAAAGUUUACUUCGGUGAUCGGUUCUCUCAUGAUGCACCCUGCAGGAUACUACGCUAAUCUUGCGAGCGGCGCGCUCGCAGCCGGCACCAUUGCGUCUCCCUGGAGCACGGCGGCCGGCGCGCCCGACACCAAUGGAUCGGGCGGCGCCGAUGCCAAGCACCUCGACGUUGGCGAGGCCAGUGACGAUGAGAAGGAUAUGUCGGCGGCGGACGCAGAGGGCGUGUGGAGUCCGGAUAUCGAGCAGAGCUUCCAAGAGGCGCUGGCGAUCUACCCUCCGUGCGGGCGGCGGAAGAUCAUCCUCUCCGACGAGGGCAAGAUGUACGGAAGAAACGAACUUAUAGCAAGAUAUAUAAAGUUAAGAACAGGAAAGACGCGCACAAGGAAACAGGUCUCGUCACACAUACAGGUGCUAGCCAGGCGAAAACUACGCGAGAUUCAGGCCAAACUCAAAGUGGACGGUGGGGUGAUGAAAGAGAAGGCGAUGCAGUCUAUGAGCACACUGUCGAGUGCGCAGAUAGUGGCGGGAUUGCCGCACCCGGCGUACCACCACACGCAAUUUUGGCAACCUGGUCUACAAGCAGGCACGUCACAAGAUGUGAAGCCAUUCCCGGCUACAGGGUACAAAGGUGUUCCCGGAGUGCCGGGCGUGGGCGUACCUGGCGGGACGGACGUGGCGCCGCCGCCGCCGUGGGAGGGACGAGCCAUCGCCACGCACAAGCUCAGGCUCGUCGAGUUCUCAGCCUUCGUGGAACACCCCCGAGAUCCAGACACAUAUCCACCGAGCACAGCGCCGGCGCAACAUUUAUUCGUACAUAUAGGUGGUACUGUAACAUACGCAGAUCCUUUAUUAGAGUCAGUAGAGGUACAGCAGAUAAACGACAAAUUCCCUGAGAAGAAAGGCGGUUUGAAAGAGCUGUACGAGAAGGGGCCGCGAAACGCGUUCUUCCUCGUCAAGUUCUGGGCGGACCUUAACACCAACAACCUCGACGAUCCAGGAGCCUUCUACGGAGUCACUAGUGUGUACGAGAGCAACGAGAACAUGACAAUAACGUGUAGCACAAAAGUGUGUUCGUUCGGCAAACAAGUGGUGGAGAAGGUAGAAACGGAGUACGCCCGGUUCGAGGGCGGCCGCUUCGUGUACCGCAUCCAGCGCUCGCCCAUGUGCGAGUACAUGGUCAACUUCAUACACAAGCUCAAACACCUGCCCGAGAAGUACAUGAUGAACAGUGUGCUGGAGAACUUCACCAUUCUGCAGGUGGUGUCAAACAGAGAUACUCAAGAGACGCUUCUAUGCGCGGCGUUCGUGUUCGAAGUGUCAAACAGCGAACACGGGGCUCAGCAUCACAUCUACCGCCUCGUCAAAGACUGAACACCACCCCUCUAUACCCUUUCCAAACCUCCGAAGCCUUCUGCAACAGGCAUGUUAGCAGUUAGCUAUUCACUCAUUAAUUAUUAUCAUUAUUUAUAGUGAAUACACUUUCCGAUUUAAACUGAUCAUAUUAUACAGAGGUGAUACCGCAAAAAAAAUUGUGGAAAUUCGUGCUGAUGACCUUUCCAUAUUCCUUUGGAGAAUUUCAGUAUGAGAAAUUCGACGCGUGUGGUUCUGCUGUAAUUUGCGAUCAGCAUUAUGAUUAUUCAAAUGUUAAGCGGACCAUAGGUGUGUGAUGUCACAGAUGAGCUGCUGAUUGAGAUAGUUAAGCUAAUGGAACAGACUAAAGCUGUAAAUAAUUAUAUUUUGUUAACGUCGGGAGUUUUAUUUAGAUUGUCAUCAAAUAGAAUCUAUCUACAUAUAAUUAAAAGCAGAAGUAGCUAGUUUCUAUAAGGAUACGAGGAAAGAUGUAGAAAAACCUGGAUAAGUAAAUCGGAAAGUGUAGGUAUGCACUACACAUCAAAAAAUUUCUAUGAUCGUGGACCUAUUUAUUUAAACUAAAAUAUAUUUUUUAUUAGUAGGUCUUUGCAAUAAAAGGGUGUCGUGUUCAGCUGACACGUGUAUGUAUCGAAAAUCAAUAUAAAGAAAUCGUUAUACAUAUUAUUAUUAUAUUGACGCGACUCUAGCAAAAAUGUGAUCUGAAAAUUUACGCUACAAGUAUUUUUGUAAAUGAAAUUUUAUGUAUAGCUCAAUUUUUAUCUAUCAUAGAGUUAUAUUAUAAUUUAUUCCCAAUCGAAAUGGGAAAUUUAUAGCAUUCGUUUAGGUUUGACUCUAUAUUUAUAUUUUUUAACGUUUUCGGUUGUAAAAAUGUUUUACGUCCAAUAAUUUUCACGAAAUAUCGUUCAGUACCUUUGCCCUAAAUGCGUGUAUAAAUAUGAAGUUAAGUGAAAAAAUAUUAAAUUGAAUACACACAGUGCCUCUAUAAUUAUGUUACAUUAACAUAAAUGAGCAUAUUUGGUCUUUUCACUGUGAAAAUGAUAAGGAAAUUGUCUAAAUAUAGGUUUAACGACAGUGAAAAGAUUAAAUUUUAGUGUAGAAUACAGUGAAUAGUUCGAUUAAGUGAAUUUAGAGUUGUUAAGAUGUCUAGUGAAGUUUACGAUUCUGAGUAGGUAGGUACUUGUGGUACAAUUUUAUUCAUUGUUUUUUAAUGUCAAUUUAUAUGAAAACGUUGGCUGUUAUAUUUUAGUUUUAUUUCCUGCGUUAUUUACUAUUUGUUAUUCCGUCUGCAGCAUGAAGUUUGUCCAGAUUGACAUUGAUUUUUUGAGAUUGGUUGUUGAUCAAGUUUGACCUGCAAACGGUACCCUGUCCAAUCCGUAAACAGAAAAACAUAUAUUUUUUCAUAAUUAUUAUUAUCAGUCAACGUUUUCAAAAAAUCUACGAGAAUAUGGUUUGACAACAGUGGCAACUAUAUUUAUUAUACUAUUUUCUACUCUGAUGGUAAUUUUUAACGCUUUUAAUUAAAUCUUAUCUUUAAUAUGAAUUUUAAAACUAGUUUACUUUAUUUGAUCUUCUUAACGUCUGCAACCAAAAUGGUGCAUAUAUUAUAUUAAAGUAUCGUUAAAUUGCGUUAAUUUUAACAUGAAAAUAUGCCCUAUGCACCUAAGAGGGGCUCUCAGGAUUUUUUCCAGCAUAAUAAGUCUUUGCCACACUGCAAUAAUCUAUCUGUACAUACAAAUUGCACAAACUUUUGUGUAGGAACAAAAGUCGUUAUGUAAAAUUGUAUCAUAUUAACAGGAUAUAACAAUCAUACACACACUGUACAGCUAAUCUAAGUAACAUGAAUAAAAUGCCCACGAUUUUUUGAAUUAAUUUUUACGAUCUCUCUUAUUAAGAUAAUGAUGAUUUGUGAUUAACGUGAAAUUCUCUUUUAAUUUUGAGUUUUAAUUAACCUUAACAAAAUGUCGUUUUGAUAAGAUUAUUUUUUAACACUCCGUAUGCAAAUUAGCGUCCUUUAUUAUUAUUACUAACCCGGCGGCUUAAACAUAUUUCUAAAGUAUUACUAAUUAUUUCGUUUUGACUACCAAGUACUAUACUCUCUCAUUACACCACGCUUGCAAAUAUAUCUAACUAAAUAAUUUAAUACUGAAGAUUUUGUUAAAAAUGUUUUCUAUCAUUCACCGUUAACAGCCCGCAGCCGUAUUUAAGCAAACAGGUACCCAAAACCGCAAAAAAAUCGCGAUAAUCAUUUCUUUUUAAACCUAUUUCCUUGCAAAAAACACCUAAUUCACUCAUUGAAUGAUAGACAACAUUUUUGUUAUUAAGUUCUUUCACUGGCUUUUCUCGAAGUGACUCCUCGUAAGCCAAAAAUAUUUUAAAAAUCCGAGCAGAUAUUUUUGUAAAAGAUUUUAUUACGAAACUCGGCAUUAAUGUUUUCAAAAACAAUUCAAAUUUUGGAUCGGAUAAAUAUUUUACUAUAAGUACUUAGUACCUAUUGAAGGGAAAUCGGUACUAUUUUCUACCCCCAUUUUUUGUUAAUAAUACCCCUAAAAAGUUGAAAACUCAGAAAGGAACGGUUCACUUCGCGUAAGCAAUUUCUUUUCUCAGGGGUCGUUUACAUAUUCCAAAGUACAAAAGGAGUUUUCUGUCUCUCCAAACGGCCUGCCCAUUUUAUACAUUAGUUUACGUGGCAAUGAUUUGAUCUCUCUUUUAGUCAAAUAUUUUUAGGGUCCUCCCGGCAGCGCACUUAAGCGCAAACUAAGUUUAGCAUCGUUAAACCUCCAUAGAUAAAGCUAUAUUUUAUUAUUAUUAUAGGGUACUAAAUCGUCUAAAGACUUCGUUAAUACUCGAGCAAUAAUCGGACAAUUGUCAAUGUUUAUGCAGGGUCCAUGGUAUAUGACUGUAAACCUUUCUAUAAAUCAAUACAGUUUGGUACCUACUUCAUUACAAAAGCAUUUCAAUUUUUUUUAUUCAGCUUUAAAUAUAGUAACAUUUUUAUUUUUUUGUAAGAAAAUUAAAAAUCUUACAGUUCCAGAGGUCCUUAAGUAUGGGUUGCCUAGAGAUCACUGUACUGAUAAGGUCGCCCUUUGUUUUUAAGUCUAUCUUGAAUUUUUUAUUCUUCGUCAUAGUUACAAUACAGAUGUUUAAAUAUAAAAAAAAAAAAAAAAAUAUUUGUAACAAAUAUAUUUUAAAUAAAGAUAACAGACUGUGUGAAAUGUUUGCAUUCAUGUACCUUCAGCCCGAUAGGUACGACAAAAGUCGCGUCGUCUAUGGAGGAUUUAUUUGUGCAUUAAAUAGCGUUUAGUUGAAGACAUGCGGUAGGAAAAUAAUAUAAUCUUAGUUAGUUAUAAGAGAUUUUUGUAUUUAUUUCAUAGAUUUAUAUUAGAUAAUUUGUAAAGUGAUUAGAUGUAAGCGUUUUUUGUUUAAAAUAUGGCGAUGGUCGUUCAAAAAUUGUAGGCGAAGUUGUCAAGCACUUAGUACUUAAGAUCAACUUAAUUUUUCGUUGCUUUCUUAGCUUUUCCUUUGUCUUCAGAGUCAAUCUCGGCAAAUGAAUGUUUUAAUUACAUUAGCAGAACAUGAACGAGUGUGUAAGACAAGCAAAAGAGAUCUGUCUUGUGAUUUUAAUAAUAAAAUUAAUAUGUACUCAAAUGAGAUUAACUCGGCUCUUUUGCUAUUUAGUUAACUGGAAGUUCUAAUGGCGAUUGUUCAAUAAAUGGUGUCCUUAGAUGGUAUUGUGUAAAUAGUUUAUAUUUUAGUGCAUUUUUUCGGUUGUAGUUCUAAGUGAUUUCUGCUUCUAAAAGUCUUUCAUAUCGACAAUCUGCCAUAUCAAUAUGAAAAUAAAUAUAUAGUCGGAGGCGUUGAACACGAUCAUUUGCACGCAUUUUUUUGUCCAUCUACUUUCUUUCAAACAUCCUUUUCAAAUUCAUUUGUUAUAAGCAAAUGAUCAGCUACAAGGCCACCCGACGCGUGUACAGUAUUUUAAAGAUAAAAUUACGUUAAAGAUUUGUAUGAAAAUUUAAUUAUAUUGUCUUCUUAAAA